CCGGAGAAGACGAAGAUUUUGUUCAGAAUCAGAUUCGAGUUUUUUUUUUUAUAAAACACGACGAAGACGUUCGUUCAGGGGGAGCUGAAAAAAGGCAAAGAGAGAAGAAGAAAGAAAGAAACAGGACCAAAAGAUGUUUUCUUGCAUAGCUUGUACCAAAGCAGACGGAGGUGAAGAACUCGAACAUGGAGCGCGUGGUGGUGGCACCACUCCCAAUACUAAAGAAGCCGUCAAAAGCCUUACCAUACAGAUCAAAGAUAUGGCUUUAAAAUUCUCUGGUGCUUAUAAACAAUGCAAGCCAUGCACUGGUUCCUCUAGCAGCCCUUUAAAGAAAGGACAUAGACAUUUCCCGGAUUAUGAUAAUGCUUCUGAAGGUGUUCCUUAUCCUUACAUGGGUGGAAGUGCUGGCUCAACUCCUGCUUGGGACUUCACAAAUCCAGCAGGACGGUCAGAAUCAAAAUUUACAUCGAUAUAUGGGAAUGAUCGAGAAUCUAUCUCUGCACAGUCUUGUGAUGUGGUACUGGAUGAAGAAGGGCCUAAAGAGUGGAUGGCUCAAGUAGAACCCGGUGUUCAUAUCACAUUCGCUUCGCUUCCUACUGGAGGAAACGAUCUCAAACGGAUCCGGUUCAGCCGGGAGAUGUUUGAUAAGUGGCAAGCUCAACGGUGGUGGGGUGAGAACUAUGACAAGAUUGUUGAGCUUUACAAUGUACAAAGAUUUAACCGCCAAGCUCUACAAACGCCUGCAAGAUCCGAGGAUCAGUCACAGAGAGAUUCAACUUACUCAAAGAUGGAUUCAGCUAGAGAAAGCAAAGACUGGACUCCAAGACACAACUUCAAACCUCCAGGAAAUGUCCCACAUCACUUCUAUGGCGGCUCUAGCAACUAUGGACCAGGAAGUUAUCACGGUGGACCUCCAAUGGAUGCAGCAAGAACCACCACUUCAUCCAGAGAUGAUCCACCAUCCAUGAGCAAUGCUAGUGAAAUGCAGGCUGAGUGGAUCGAAGAGGAUGAACCCGGUGUUUACAUUACCAUCAGACAAUUAGCAGAUGGGACUAGAGAGCUACGUCGAGUCAGAUUCAGCCGGGAACGAUUUGGAGAAGUGCAUGCAAAGACAUGGUGGGAGCAGAACAGAGAGAGAAUACAAACACAGUACCUCUAAGAAAAAACAAUAUGAGUCGUCUCUCUACCAAAUCUUUAAUUAAUUAAUCUCCUUCACACAACAAUACAGCUAUACACAUUUUGCUAA
Messenger RNA from Capsella rubella, 1246 nucleotides. Its product is annotated as protein BREVIS RADIX. Bases 134 to 1159 code for a protein of 341 amino acids. Lineage: Eukaryota; Viridiplantae; Streptophyta; Magnoliopsida; Brassicales; Brassicaceae. The record is from RefSeq and is a predicted model, not a curated record. The transcript is spliced from 6 exons.